Exophiala spinifera is the source of this 1239-nucleotide messenger RNA. RefSeq lists its product as uncharacterized. The transcript is spliced from 3 exons. Gene Ontology annotation, molecular function: zinc ion binding; hydrolase activity. Bases 1 to 1239 code for a protein of 412 amino acids. The record is from RefSeq and is a predicted model, not a curated record. Lineage: Eukaryota; Fungi; Ascomycota; Eurotiomycetes; Chaetothyriales; Herpotrichiellaceae.
AUGCUGAUCGGUAUCACGGGCCCAAUCUGCUCCGGCAAGCACACAACGGCAGAAUAUCUAGUUCAACACCAUGGAUUUCUACGCCUGCAUCUGCCCACGCCAUCUCAACUACAGCCUGUCAUAGCCCAACACCUAUCAACCACAAAUGGCAGUGACCACUCGAGAGACGAGCCUUUUGCACAUCUCCUCCCGAGUGUCACAGAUCAAAAGGGGACACGAGGCUUGACUUUCCCUGAUGUCGACAGCCUCUUGGAAUUUGUGACCAAACGAUGGCGGGAACAUUGGGUUCUGACGGACAUUUACGACGAAGCCACGCUGGAGCUAUUACUGAGGCGACCAUUUUUCAUGCUACUCAAUGUCGAAGCGCCCGUGGGAGUGAGAUACCAGCGAUUCAGUGAACGCUGCCACCAGCGACGACUUGACCCUCUUCCAUUAACCGACUUCAUCCACUACAACGAUCUCCAGCUAUACGGGACUCAAAAUCACCACGCUUCUGUUCCUGCAGAUUCCCCUGGAACCCCUUCACCGUCAGGUUUCACCUCUGGAAUAAUCCACCUCACAUCGCGAUCGCACCUCCAUCUCGUCAACAUCCACUCGAGCAUCAGAAGCUACUACACGUUUCUCUCGACACUCGACCUCCCAUCUCCCGACCGUCUUCGUCCAACUUGGGACGCAUACUUCAUGACCUUAGCACACCUCGCGUCCCGACGGUCCAACUGCAUGAAACGCCGCGUGGGCUGUGUGCUCGUGCACAACUCCCGCAUAAUCUCGACAGGGUACAACGGCACGCCGCGCAACCUGCGGAACUGCAACGAAGGGGGCUGCGCGCGAUGCAACUCGGCGUCGACAGGCGGGUCGGCCCUCUCGACCUGCCUGUGUCUGCACGCCGAGGAGAACGCGCUCCUGGAGGCCGGCCGCGAACGCAUCCGCGAAGGCUGCAUCCUGUACUGCGACACGUGCCCGUGCCUGACGUGCAGCGUCAAGAUCGCCCAGGUCGGCGUCAAGGAGGUCGUCUACAGCCAGACGUACAACAUGGACGAAGCGAGUCGACGGGUCCUGAGCGAGGCCGGCGUCGGUCUGAGACAGUUUGUGCCGCCGCAGAGUGGUCUCGUCGGAGGGUACAAUUCCAUACCGGCGACAGAAAAUGAGGACGACGACGAUGACCGUGCCUGUGAUGGCCACACGCACAACAAGAACGGUGGAUUGGAGAUGGUGGUUAGAAACGGCGUCUCAACAUAG